UGUAGGCCUGAGGUAGACCUUUCCCCUCAGCUCCCAGUGUGCGACCUGCCUCAGUCAGUAGCGGAAGAGGCGCGCGCUGGGCUCUGUGGGCGUGGCCUAAAGUAGUUUGCGGCCUAUCCUCCCCGCGUUAACGUCGGCGGAAGAGGCGCGUCCCACCCAGUGUGGCCUGAGGGAGACUUUUCCAGUGUGCGUCCCUCCGUGCCGAGAGCGGAAGGGGCGGGGCCUGGGCCCAGUGGGCGGGAGGAGGCGUGCGGAGGAGGCGUGUCCCGUCCUGAGGAGAAGUUUUCCCCUCAGCUCACAGUGUGCUCCCUCUAUCACUCUGUCCGUAGCGGAAGAGGCGGGGCCUGGUCUCUGUGGGCGUGUCCUAGAGUAGUUGGGGCCCUAUCCUCCCAGCGGAAGAGGCGCCUCCAGCCCCUGUGUGGGCGGGGCCUGCGGGAGAAGUUUUCACCUCAGCGCGCGGAGGAAGGAGGGAGGGAAGGAAGGAAGGAAGGAGGAGGAGGAUGUCGGUGCCGGGGGCGCGCGCGUGGGGGCCGGCCAACGGGGAGGACAACGGCGGGUACCCGGCGGGGGGUGGACUCCCUGAGGAGGACGCGGCCUCGCCCUCUUCCCCGCCGCGGGGGGGCAGCGAGGCCGAGGAGGAGAAGGGCGGCCCGGCGGCGGACUGCGGCGUGUGCGGGGACAAGUCCAGCGGGAAGCACUACGGCGUCUUCACCUGCGAGGGAUGCAAGAGCUUCUUCAAGCGCUCCAUCCGCAGGAACCUCAGCUACACCUGCAGGUCGAAUCGCGACUGUCAGAUCGACCAGCACCACCGCAACCAAUGCCAAUAUUGCCGCCUGAAGAAGUGCUUCCGUGUCGGGAUGAGGAAGGAAGCCGUCCAGCGGGGACGCAUCCCUCCAUCGCAUGCAUCCAGCCCCAACUCCAGUGCCAACAACUCCUCCUUGGUGCCCGUUGGUGGCAUUGGCUCUGAGUUCCUCAAUGGCCACCCAGUUCCAGAGCUGAUCUCGCAGCUGCUGCGGGCGGAACCCUACCCGGCCUCGCGCCUGGGCUCACAGCUGGCACACAACACUUCUUCUGGUGGCGAAGGUGGCGGGAUGAUGGGCAUCGACAACAUCUGUGAGCUGGCGGCGCGGCUGCUGUUCAGUGCAGUGGAGUGGUGCCGCGGGGUGCCGGCCUUCCCGUCGCUGCCGGCCGGGGACCAGGUGGCGCUGCUGCGGCUGAGCUGGAGCGAGCUCUUUGUGCUGAACGCGGCCCAGUCGGCCCUCCCGCUGCACCUGGCCCCACUCCUGGCUGCCGCUGGGCUCCACGCUGCCCCCCCACUGCCUGCCCCCCGUGUGGUGGCUUUCAUGGACCAAGUGCGCCUCUUCCAGGAGCAGGUGCAUAAGCUCCACGCCCUCCAGGUCGACGCUGCUGAGUACAGUGCACUCAAGGCCAUUGCCCUCUUCUCACCAGACGCGUGUGGGCUGUCGGACUCCUCGCAGGUGGAGGCACUGCAGGAGAAGGCGCAGGUGGCACUGGCAGAAUACCUACGCAUGCAGUGCCCCUCGCAGCCCCAGCGCUUUGGCCGCCUGCUGCUGCGCCUGCCCGCCCUACGCGCUGUCCCAGCCGCCCUCAUCUCGCAGCUCUUCUUCAUGCGCCUGGUGGGCAAGACCCCCAUCGAGACCCUCAUCCGGGACAUGCUUCUCUCCGGAAGCACCUUCAACUGGCCCUAUGGCCCCACCGGUGGGCAGUGACAAACCCUCCUUGCCUUCUGGAUCCAUUGGCAGGAGUCGCCUUGGAGCGGACUACAACUCCCACCAUCCUGCAAUUGCACCCACCAUCUGCACCAGUCCAUAAAGGUGGUUUGGUCCAAAACCACCCCUGGUAGGACUCUGUGGAUUGUGAUGGACUGCAACUCCUGUCUUCCGGGGUGACUACAACUCCCAGCAUCCUGAUGUUGCAGUGCUCUCUGUGGGAAACACACACACGCAUGCACGUCCCCUUGCCCUUGUCUCUGUCACGCAACGCCCAUCUGGAUCCAUUGGUGGUAGUUGCACUGGGAUGGACUACAACUCCCAGCAUCCUGCCAUUACACCCCCGAAAUGCACCAGUUAUUAAAGGCUUUGGUUUGAUCUAUCAUUGGUGGGCGUCAUAGUGCUCUCGAUCUGGAAUAUGGGUAGACUGCAACUCCCAUCAUCCAGGGCGACUACACCUCCUGCCAUUGCACCCACAAUCUGCACCAGUCUUUAAAGGUGGUUUGCGCCAAAUCCAUCAUUGGUAGGAUUCACAAUGGCUCUCUUUCUGGAAGGGGAUGGGCUGCAACACCAGCGUCACUACAAGAUCCAGGCUCCGGUGACUACAGCUCCCAAGAUCAUAUUUCACCCCAAAACCCUCCAUUACUGUUUGUUGGUCCUGAUGGGUCUGUGUGCCAAGUUUGGGUUGAUUCCAUCAUUGGCGGGAGUCACUAGGCUGUUUCAAUUGGGGUGGAUGACAAUUCCCAUCAUCCCCCACCACAGCCACCCCCAAACCCAGCCAGUGUUUACAAUUGGUCCUGACGGGUCCGUGUGCCAAGUUGGGUCCCGAUCUGUCGCCUGUUGGAAGAAAUCCCAUUGAGUACCUGCUUUGAGAAAAGGGGCCCAAGGGACGGUUUGAAAAGAAACUCGGUACCAAAGAUGUUUGGAGCGGAGGGAAGAACCCCCCCCUCAAGAAAAAGGAACUUCUAAGGGGAAAUACUCACCCUCCCACAAGGAAGAGGAGUUGCUGUGUCUGGGAGGGAGGGAGGGAGUUCCCCUUCCUUCCCCUCUUGGAGUCUCACCUACUUUGAAUGUCUGUAUGUUUCCCAUCCCCCCCCGAAAAUCAAACCUGUUGUUUUGUUCUUUUGCCCCCCCAAAGAACUUUGAAUGCAAUUUUCCUGCUUCUUGGCAGGGGGUUGGACUGGAUGGCCCAUGAGGUCUCUUCCAACGCUAUGAUUCUAUGAAAUGAUGUCUGUGAGGCCGCUGCUAUACAAAGGCCUGAUUGCCGGCAGGCUCAAAACUUUCAAGGCUCAAAACUCAUCUAUGCAAACACCCACCAUCGCUUCUUUCUUUCUUCCUUUCCUUUCCUUUCCUUUCCUUUCCUCCCUCCUUCUUUCCCUGCUUCCUUCUUUGCUUCCUUUCCCCCCUCCUUCUUUUCAUCAUUCCUCCCUUCCUUCUUCUUUUCUUUCUUUCCCUUUAUUAUUCUUCCUCUGUAUGUUCCCUUCUCUUCUCCUUCCCUCCUUUCCUUCCCUCCUUUCUUCUUGUCAGUUCCCCUCUUCCUUUCCCUUCUCCUCCUUCCCUCCUUUUCUUCCUUUUCUCUUCCUCUCUCUUUCUCUGAUUUCUUCUUCACUCUUUUCCUUCCUUUCCCAUUAUUAUCCUUUCUUCGUUCUGUUCCCUUCUCGUCCCUCCUUUCCAUCAUCCCUUUCCCUGAUUCCUUCCUUCCUCUCUUCCCCCGUCCCGUCUUCUUUCAAAUGUGAUUUGUUCCCAUCUCCUCUCUUUUCUUCUCCUCCCUUCUUUUCUUCUUUCCUUUCUUUAUUCUUGCCUUUCCUCUUCCUUUCCUUCCUUCCUUUCCCUCCCUUUUCCAUGAUUCCUUCCUCCUUCCUUCUGUUCUUUUCCCUUCUCUCUCUCUCCCUCUUUCCCUGAUUCCUUCCUUCCUCCCUUCCCCCGUCCCGUCUUAUUUCAAAUGUGAUUUGUUCCCAUCUCCUCUCUGUUCUUCUCCUCCCUUCCUUUCUUCUUUCCUUUCAUUAUUCUUGCCUUUCCUCUUCCUUUCCUUCCUUCCCCUCCCUUUUCCAUGAUUCCUUCCUCCUUUCUUCUGUUCUUUUCCCUUCUCUCUCUCUCUCCCUCUUUCCCUGAUUCCUUCCUUCCUCUCUUCCUCCGUCCCUUCUUAUUUCAAAUGUGAUUUGUUCCCAUCUCCUCUCUGUUCUUCUCCUCCCUCCCUUUCUUCUUUCCUUUCAUUAUUCUUGCCUUUCCUCUUCCUUCCCUUCCCUCCCUUUUCCAUGAUUUCUUCCUCCUUCCUUCUGUUCUUUUCCCUUCUCUCUCCCCCCCUCUUUCCCUGAUUCCUUCUUUCCUCUCUUCCCCGUCCCUUCUUCUUUCAAAUGUGAUUUGUUCCCAUCUCCUCUCUUUUCUUCUCCUCCCUUCUUUUCUUCUUUCCUUUCUUUAUUCUUGCCUUUCCUCUUCCCUUCCUUCCUUCCUUCCUUCCUUCCUUCCUUCCUUCCCCUCCUUCCCCUCCUUCCCCUCCCUUUUCCAUGAUUCCUUCCUCCUUCCUUCUGUUCUUUUCCCUUCUCUCUCUCUCUCCCACUUUCCCUGAUUCCUUCCUUCCUUUCUGUCUCUAAGUCACUCUUUCAUUUCCCUUCUUCUUCUUAAUGUGAUUCGUUCCCAUCUUUCGGUGCACUCUCAAAGGCCUAGAAAGCCCCAAAUGUUUCACUUGUCCUUCCUUUCCUUCCGUUUCUUUCCUUUCCAUUACUUCCUUCCAUCUCUUUUCUUCCCCUUUCUCUUUUCCUUUUGUUCCUUUCUUCUCUCCUCUCUUCUUCCUUUCCUUCCUUCUCAUUCUUUCCGUUUUCUUCCCUUCCUUCCCUUCCUUUCGCUUUCUCUGCUCAGCAAAAGAGACCUGAAGGAGGACCAGAAAAGGGCCGCUGAUUGUGAAUUGUCUUAAUUUGUUUGCAACUAUUUCUGUUUCCGGUUUCCCUCUUUUGUUCUGAUUGAUGCUCAACCAAUGAAUCAAUAAAAAUAAUUCUUCUUUCUUA
Anolis sagrei ordinatus is the source of this 4732-nucleotide messenger RNA. RefSeq names its product nuclear receptor subfamily 2 group F member 6-like. The record is from RefSeq and is a predicted model, not a curated record. Lineage: Eukaryota; Metazoa; Chordata; Lepidosauria; Squamata; Anolidae. Gene Ontology annotation, molecular function: zinc ion binding; RNA polymerase II cis-regulatory region sequence-specific DNA binding; nuclear receptor activity. Gene Ontology annotation, biological process: cell differentiation; negative regulation of transcription by RNA polymerase II; anatomical structure development.